This is a messenger RNA of Polychytrium aggregatum, 1670 nucleotides long. RefSeq names its product splicing factor, Prp19-binding domain-containing protein. Lineage: Eukaryota; Fungi; Chytridiomycota; Chytridiomycetes; Polychytriales. Gene Ontology annotation, biological process: mRNA splicing, via spliceosome. Gene Ontology annotation, molecular function: RNA binding. The record is from RefSeq and is a predicted model, not a curated record. The transcript has 6 exons. The coding region runs from base 271 to 1533 and encodes 420 amino acids. Gene Ontology annotation, cellular component: U2-type spliceosomal complex.
CGUUGCAGCAUCCACAGGCGGGCGUGCUGUGUUCAAAGACAUGGUGUGCGACCGAAAUAGCACCGAUGUAGCCGCAGGGCGAGAGGGGGAGAAGAUGCAGCUCACAGACGAUGCGGAUCAAGAACACUUGGGCUGGGCCUUGGAACGACGACUCCAUGCGAUGCAGUCCGGCGGUCGACUGGCCACGACACGUGCCUCGGCUGGACAUUCCGAGCACGGUUCCCUGCCCACAGAGCGACUGUCUUGUUCUCCAUCGCAUUCUUGCCGAAAAUGAGCCGUCAAAAUAAGCCUGUGCGAUACUGGCCCGGCAAAGCACCUGUCGAUGUGCGAGUGAGCGACAGCGACGACGACGACGACGGCAAUGCCGACGAGCCGGUUCGCAGCUAUGAGCCCGGUGCAGCCAUCCAACAGGAGAUCACUCAGAUCAGCACCCCGCACCCUGGCGACGACCGCCGAUUACGGCGUAUUAUGCAGAGUAAAAUCAGCAGCAACGGCAAAGACGAUGAUGACGAAGACGACGAUGAUGACGAAGACGAUAAAGACGAUGAUCGGGUAUCUCAGCGAAGGAAUCAAGAGACUUCGAGACACGGACAUGGUAACGGCAAUGACGAGGACGAGAGCGACGCUGAAGAGGAAGCUGAAGACGAAGACGAAGACGAUGAAGAGCUCGCGGCCCGACGGCGGGAGCGUAUGAGGGCACUGGCUCUGCGUCGGCGACAGGAGGAGGAUGCUCUUGACGAGAGACUGGAGCAGCCAGAGGAGGAUGACGACGAGGAAUCCGAAUACACAACCGACUCGGAGUCGGAAGAGGAUCAGCGGGUGUUGAUGAAACCGGUGUUUGUCAAAAAGAGCCGCCGUGAGACAGUCAUCGAGAAGGAAAAGCAGGAGCAGGAGGCCCAGCUUGCCGAGCAGCUGAAGCAGCAACGAAUCGCCGAUCGACAGAAAGAGUCUCACAAUAUCUUGGCGGAGCAGAUUCGUUUGGAGGAGGAGACUGCGACCGCAACCAAUGAGCUCGAGGACAUUGACGAUGCAGAUGGCCUGAACGAGGAAGAGGAGUAUAUGGCCUGGAAGCUCCGUGAAUUGCGGCGAGUCAAACGGGAUCGAGAGGAAACAGAAGCCCGGGAGAGUGAGCGGCAAGAAACCGCGCGGCGCCGCGAUAUGACCGACGCUGAGAUUGCAGCCGAAGACGAACGCAUCGGCAAGACGGUGAAGAAGGAGAAGGCCAAGAUGAAGUUUAUGCAGCGAUACUACCACAAAGGCGCGUUUUUCCAGGACGAUGAGAUUGUCCAGAAUAAGGACUUUACAGCCCCGACGAUGGGCGACCUGCAAGACAAAUCAGCGCUUCCGACCGUGAUGCAGGUCAAGAACUUUGGACGGGCCGGUCAGACGAAAUACACACAUCUGCUUGAUCAGGAUACCAGCCAGAAAGACUCUCCUUGGGCUCAAAAGAGUGAUUACAACAAGCGGGUGCUAUCCAAGAUGGGCGGCAUCAAGGACGUUCCUGAGGCAUACAAGCGACGCAAGCGGGAUUAGAUGUAUCGGCGCUCCCUGGGCUCGAGGACGGUCAAUUUCUGGGCCGACGACAGUGUGCCCAACCGAAGCGGGGCGCUUGUUUCUGAACGCAGGGAGAGGCGGCCCUGGAUCCUGAAUACACAUGCUUGUCUCGACCA